Messenger RNA from Meira miltonrushii, 1437 nucleotides. RefSeq names its product putative mfs-multidrug-resistance transporter. The record is from RefSeq and is a predicted model, not a curated record. Gene Ontology annotation, molecular function: transmembrane transporter activity. NCBI's taxonomy places the organism in Eukaryota, Fungi, Basidiomycota, Exobasidiomycetes, Exobasidiales, Brachybasidiaceae. Gene Ontology annotation, biological process: transmembrane transport. The coding region runs from base 1 to 1437 and encodes 478 amino acids. The transcript has a single exon.
AUGGUACCACCGGGUCUUCCACCGGAUGAUACGCUCGUGACUUGGUCUGGUCCAAUGUCGCCAUCGAACCCGAGAAAUUUUUCCACGGCUACAAAAUGGUACGCAUGCAUUCUCGUUUCAUGGUCAACAUUCUUGGCAAAUGCAGCAACAAACAUGAUUGCUCCUGCCUUGGGAUUGAUGAGUGUAACAUACAAGGAGUUGUACACCAUGUGGAUUCGAGGAUCGUUGAUUGGGAGUUACAUCUUUGCAUUCACCUUUGCGCCGUUGAUAUUCGGACCAAUGAGCGAAAUUAUGGGAAGAAAGCCAGUAUUGAUCAUUGGAACAGUGGUAUUCUUCGUUGCUUGUCUAUUGAGUGGCUUUGUUACAGCUGUUUGGCAAUUGAUGCUUCUUCGUUUCCUUUCCGCAUUGGGAGCAAGCGCACCGAUGUCAAUUGGAGGUGCAGUUCUCACCGAUAUGUUUGCGCCGGAUGAACGAGGAAGGGCAAUGACUUUGUUUGCUCUAGCACCACAGCUGGCACCGUCUUUAGGACCAAUUAUGGGAGGAUGGAUAGCACAAGAAGCAAAGGAGUGGCGUUGGAUCUUUUUCACUGCUGCAAUUUGUGGUUUCACAGCUGCCGCUCCAAUGUUUUUUGUCAGGGAAACUUACACUCCCGCCAUCCUGGCAAGGCGCGCGAAAAAAUUACGAAAGGAGACUGGAAAUACACAAUUGACAACAAUUUUCGAGCGUCGUCAAGAGACCAAGAAGCAAAUCAUCACAAGAGGUGUUGUAAGACCGUUGGUAUUGUUCACUUGUGAACCUAUAGUGCAGCUUUUGACGCUGUACGUGUCUCUCAUUUACGGUAUCAUUCAUUUGAUGGUUGCUACCUUUCCUGCAGUGUUUGGAACGAUUUAUGCUGAAUAUCCGGGUUGGGCAUCAAUGCAUUUUAUCACAAUAACAAUCGGAACAAUCGUAGGUGGAUUCCUUGGAGGGUAUUUGGUUGAAAAACAUUAUCACAAUCUUUCACUUAACAACCGUGGGAUCGCCAAGCCAGAAUUCAAGUUUUACUGCAUGUUAUAUACUGUUUGGAUUCCACCGUUUGGCUUGAUGGUAUACGGCCUGAUUACAUAUUACGGCAUUCAUUGGAUCUUUGCCGAUAUAGGGAUUGUGAUCUUCUGUGUCGGUAUCAGUAUAGCCGUGGUUGCCAUUCAAUCUUACAUGGUCGAUUGCUAUUCGCUUUUGGCCGGUUCAGCCUUGACGGCAACGAUCGUGGUCCGCUCAAUUUGCGGAACUGGCGCCACCAUAGGUUCGGAAGAUUUGUUGUUACAUGCUGGAAUGCUUUGGAGUAAUGUAAUUUUAAGUGCCGCAUGUAUCUUCAUCGGCGUCCCAGCAGCAUAUGCUGUUUACUUCUGGGGAGCUUCAAUGCGACAAAAGAGUCGUCAUGCAACACACAAACGAUAG